AUGACGUCCUUCUAUCCGCAACUAGCGCAUGAGAUAUGGCAAGCAUCACGCGCUCAAACGAGCGUACAAGUCCUACGAAGUGAAGCAGAUCCAUCCUACACAAGCUCCUCGCGCAAUACAACGCGUAUCUGCGCCCUUGAAGCGCGUAAACAAGACAAGGACACAGCAAUCGCUCGGUUCGGUGAUCGAUGGAUCCGUCCGUUUGGAUGCAGCAAGACGUUGGCACAGCAAGAGGAGGAGGCAGGUGAGGUGAGCGCGUCGUAUGAGCAGUAUCAGGAUGAGGAUGGUGAAGCGAUGGAGGGUGAGGAGGAGGAGAUUUUGACGGAGAUGGACGAGCAUGAGCAUGACUUGGAUGGAUCUGUUGAGCAUGGCGCGAGCUUUGAUAUGGAGUCGAGCUAUGAAGAAGACGAACCUCCGCAGGAACAGCACCAGCAGCAGCAGGCUGCGCAGGAGGAAGGCAUACUCAGUGCCGAAGAGGCAUCAGAUCACUCGUACGACAGUGCCUGA
Messenger RNA from Protomyces lactucae-debilis, 507 nucleotides. RefSeq lists its product as uncharacterized. Gene Ontology annotation, biological process: anaphase-promoting complex-dependent catabolic process. Gene Ontology annotation, cellular component: anaphase-promoting complex. The coding region runs from base 1 to 507 and encodes 168 amino acids. The record is from RefSeq and is a predicted model, not a curated record. The transcript has a single exon. Lineage: Eukaryota; Fungi; Ascomycota; Taphrinomycetes; Taphrinales; Protomycetaceae.